CAAUCCCCUUCGCACACCUUAGGGUUUCAGCCAGUAGAGGGCAUAGCGCCGCUGCCGCCGCCGUCGCCCGUAGCUCUUCCCUAGUCGUCGCUGGCCCUAGAACAACGCCAGCCCGGAGCUCCGCCCAUGCUGCCGGAGAGAAGCUCCUCCCUCGUCGCCGCUGCCCCAAAGCUCCGCGUACGCCGCCGCCGCCCUUAGCCCAAGGCCACCCGAAGCUCCGCCUCGUCGCCGUCGCCGUUGACUCAACGAUCCGCCCUCCUACAGCUGUAACCCGGACCACUACUUCGUAGAUCCAUGGCCAAUGUCAACGGCCCCGAUCCGCCGCCAAGGCCCCCGAUCUGCCACCAACUUCAGAAAUCGUCCGCCACCGCACCCCUCCGCUGCCAUUUUCUCACUGCCAUCUCUCGCCACCGUGCCACGCUCCUCCACCAGGUCAGUCCCUUCAACCGCGCCAACUACCUACAACGCCGGUCACCGAGCAAGGCUACUGCGAGCGACUGAGCCACUACAUGCCCGGGUUUGCAUCGAUCUAUCUCUUCCUCCAAGGAUGUGCCCAAGGAUGAGGACAGGAAGUCACGGCUUCUCAACACUCUGCUGGCCUCUACUCCACCACCAUAACCAUUCUUCUCCACAACCACUUCCAGUGACGCUGCAGCCUAAGGAGAGGUGGAGAGGGAUGAUCAAGGCAACCUCACGGAAAGCAGGCUGAAUUAAAUCCCAAGAGGAUGACAAGUUGCAUGGAUCACUUCGGCGAUCUGAGUUGGUGCCAUCUACUACUAUUGAUUUUCAUUUCUGUUGUAAUGCUUGAUGGAUAAUGUUGUUCACUUCUGUAUGAAGUUUCUGUUUUAAUAUUUAUGCUUGUGUUGUUCACUGCUAAGAUGAAGUGUUAUGCUCCAGAAUGCUCUUAUUGUUCACAUAUGCAUGAAGUUUUG
This is a messenger RNA of Brachypodium distachyon (stiff brome), 932 nucleotides long. RefSeq lists its product as uncharacterized. NCBI's taxonomy places the organism in Eukaryota, Viridiplantae, Streptophyta, Magnoliopsida, Poales, Poaceae. The transcript is spliced from 5 exons. Bases 302 to 709 code for a protein of 135 amino acids. The record is from RefSeq and is a predicted model, not a curated record.